Cottoperca gobio is the source of this 4982-nucleotide messenger RNA. It is a transcript of the gene bcl2l1, whose product is annotated as BCL2 like 1. NCBI's taxonomy places the organism in Eukaryota, Metazoa, Chordata, Actinopteri, Perciformes, Bovichtidae. The transcript is spliced from 3 exons. Gene Ontology annotation, biological process: extrinsic apoptotic signaling pathway in absence of ligand; regulation of apoptotic process; release of cytochrome c from mitochondria. The coding region runs from base 374 to 1072 and encodes 232 amino acids. The record is from RefSeq and is a predicted model, not a curated record. Gene Ontology annotation, molecular function: BH domain binding. Gene Ontology annotation, cellular component: mitochondrial outer membrane.
AGGACUGGCAUGGUGAAGAAGUUACGCAGAGGACGUAGCUGUGUGGGCGGAUCUGUGGGAGCCAGUAGCAGGCUAGGAGAUCUCCGUCGGCGGCGUUAGCCAGACGGGCUAGCAAUGACUGAUAGGAUUACUACUGCCGGGGUCUGGAUUGUGAGCCACCAAACAUGAUUUUAUGGAGACCACCCUACAAGGCCUGAGCUGAUUUGUCAGCCUUGUGUAGGUUUGGGUUUCACCCCCGAGUGUCCUCUGGAGAUCAGCUGACCAUGGUGGUCUGAACAGAGGAAAGCCCGGCACAACGUGAGUUUACAAGGCUCGACCGAGAGAGGAGCAGAUACAGACCGCAGCAAAGAGAAAAAACAUAUUUAAACACAACAUGACUCAAAACGCAGAACUGGUGGUUUUCUACGUAAACUAUAAACUCUCCCAGAGAAAUUAUCCUCUCAACCACAUGGGAAUCAUAGAGCCUCCAAACAGGACCGAUGGGGGGGAGGCAGGGUCGGGUGAGGAGCAGCGGGUAGCAACGCAAGCCAACGGGACUUUUAAUGGCACAAGUCCCGGGACCCCGCCGGCGUCUCCGCUGCGGCAGCAACGAUUGCCUUCAACGACGAGCCUGGACGCGGUAAAAGAGGCCCUCCGGGACUCUGCUAACGAGUUCGAGCUGCGGUACGCCCGUGCCUUCAGCGAUCUGCACAACCAGCUGCACAUCACGCCGGCCACGGCCUACCAGAGCUUCGAGAACGUGAUGGAUGAGGUGUUCCGGGACGGGUUCAACUGGGGCCGCAUCGUAGGGCUUUUUGCUUUCGGCGGCGCGCUGUGCGUGGAGUGCGUUGAGAAAGAGAUGAGUCCGCUCGUGGGCAGGAUCAUUGAGUGGAUGACGGUCUACCUGGACAACCACAUUCAGCCCUGGAUCCAGAGCCAAGGAGGAUGGGAGCGCUUUGCCGAACUCUUCGGGCAGGACGCGGCGGCAGAGAGCCGGAGGUCUCAGGAGAGUUUCAAGAAGUGGCUGCUGGCAGGGAUGACCCUGGUGACCGGAGUCGUUGUGGGCUCGCUCCUCGCCCAGAAACGCCUGUGAAGACAACCUUCCUAACACUCCUCCGUCACUCAACCUGCACACAAGUUAAAAUGAAGGUCCCAUUUGUCUCGUCAGAACUGCUGAUGAUGUUUACACACACACACACACACACAUACACACACACACACACACACCCCUAAGGACUAAGAAUUCUCACAUGUUGAACUUUUGAGAAAAAGACAAGAGGAAGAGUUACUAGUAUUCAUGUGUUAUUCCACCUCGAUGAGAAUAUGUGCGAUUAUACAGAGACAGACAUGUAAUUCUUUCAUUCACUGAAGCGAUUGUUCCUUCUAUUCCUUUCUGCACUCGUUCUGUCUUCAUGUUUGUGUACAUUAGUUUUAACAAAUUUUUGGUUUCCCAUGUUCGCCCUCAUAAAGACACUCAAACUGACUGCAGUCUUGGCAGAUAUAAAGAGUCAGUGUGUUACGGGCCCGGGCUGCUCCAUGUGUCUCGUCCCCCACAGACAGCUCCACAAUAGCUUUGUAUGUGCCAUAUGGAGAGUGAUGGCAGGGGAGGAUGUAGCACCUUCCCGCUGAACAACUUCAUAAUCCAUAGUUGACCCGUCCUUCAUGUGUAAUGGUUCUGUACGAGUGCUGAAAGAGAAGGAGUCACACAGAUUUUAGUUAACGAAACACGGGAGUCUGAAACUAAAUUCCUAACUCCUCUGCUUGUUCGUGUUUGUUGAUGUGUUUUGUUUUGGUGAACCAUUAAACCCCCCCCCCCCCCCCCCCCCUGCCCCCGCUGCUCUGCGCGCUAUGGUCACACUUGGCCGCGACUCGACCUGUUUGUGUUUAGUCAGCCCGCAGAGUGCCAGACCACUGCGUGCGGCAAGUCCUCUGAAUCCGUGCAGUUCAUACUGCAGAGCCUCCAUGUUUACCGCACAGUAGCUGAGGAAUGCAGCACAUACUGUAGCAACGCGUACAACAGACCGAGCGACACAUGAGACUCUCCAGGGUCGGAUAUCUGGCUACGUUUUUAUUUUGGCAAGACUUUAUUUUAACCCCCCUAUUUAGCAUUUAUAAGCAGUAUAUAAACGUUUAAUAAAUGCUUUAUGAAACAGUAAACUAGUGUUUAUCAAAGUGUUUGUCAACAAUAAUAACUUCUCUAUGAUGCAUCUAUAACUGGUGUACAAACAGUAACUAAAUGACUGACAAAAAGAUCAUUAUUUAAUAUGAUUACACACCUUUACAGUCUGAUUUUAGACAUUUAAUAAAGUAAUGAUCAUUCGCAGGCAGGUUUAGAAAUAGUCCAUGUACUACAGGGGUUUGAGAAAUAUUUCAUGUUGACUUAAAAUGUAACACCUAAAGCCCGGCCGAUACUGACAUUAAUAUUUUGGAGUUUCUAAAGUCAGAUAAUUGAAUCGGCGACAGCUCGAACAUAAACAAGAAAUCUACUCAGAGGCUCAUUUCACUUUGUGCUGACAGUGACACUGUCUCAAACCUAGUUUGGCACUUCUGCUCUGCAACUGUUUUUAAUUUAUCAGCCCACUUGCACACUGAUAAACGUAUCUGCCAUGAGGUAACAUCAGCCGAUAUAUUCAGAAGAAUUAUUGUUAUUCGUUCAUUUUCUGUUCAUAGUCCAGUUAUAUGCCAAGUUAUAAUUGUCGGGAAAAAAAUACAUCAAUAAACACUUGAAAUACCCUUAUGUUGGUUUACAACUACAUUAUGGUGCGUUGUAAACUAUUUAUUUAUUGUUCCUGGAGCUGCAAACAUUCAGUCAACUGAUGGAUAAGUCAACAGCUUUAAUAAUGAAUCAAUAAUUAUUAAGAAAAAAUGACAAAUACUCUGGUUAAAUGUGAGGAUUCGCUGCUUUUAUCUAAUGUCAUGUUAUAUAAUUGUAAAUUUAAUAUCUUUGGGUUUUGGACUGUUGACAUUGGAAGACUUGAUUUAACAGACAUGUUUCUCUGUUUCUGACAUUUUAUAGACUGAUCAAAAGAAAAAAAACGGACAAAAAAAGUAAGCGUUAUUUGCAGCUAUAACUGUUUAUCCUGCUCAGUAGGGUUGAAAUAAAGUGUUAUCAUUUGCGUGCUAAUUUUGCAAUAAAAUCUUUAAUCAUGUGGUGCAAUGCUCAAACAGGAGGUUAUUUUUCAUCUGUCCUCAUUCAAUAAUCAUUCCUAAUAUUUAAACCAUUGGUCAAAUCUUACAUUUAUCGGUGACGCAGUUAUGCUUCAUGUGAACAUCACAGCCUUUUGAAGAUGUAUGUAGCAAAGUGGUGAAGCAGCUGAGGAGACAGUCAGUUCUGCAUCAGAUGUUAUUUGAGUUUAAUUAGAAAUGUGUCUGUGUAGAACUGUCAGUGGCUGUUGGACACACAAACCUCACAUCUCAUCUCACACAUGUUCACUCCAAGUUAUCCAUGCAUUGCUCUCACAGUCCUCCUCCUCCGUCCUCCCCAGACACUUCAAAUCUGUCAAUCUCCAUCCUCCUCCUCCUUUCUCCCCCUCCAUCCAGCUCCACCUCUUCCUCUGCGAUUCCCCCGGCUGUCACUGCACCUAGUCACGUGUGUCAGUCACAGCUGGCCCACCUGCUGCUGCUGCUGCUGCUGCACACAAACACCCCUCAGCUUGUAAUGCACACACACCUGCUAGUCACAUGCAGUGCGUGAGAGUCGGGGAGAAGGAGCCCUCGUCUUUGUUUCCGAACAUCUUUCCAUCUUUAAUUUGAAGCUGGAAGUCGGAGGAGUGUUUGUCGCCUGGCGUUUCACGCACCAACAACUGGCAGCUCGAUUAAUUUACUGGGAAGGGAGGGGAGGUGGGAGCUACUCCUCCCUAUCCCCAGUACCCCCACCCAGUGCUUUAAUCUUGAUCUCUUUCCAAAUACUGUCUCCAGCUAACACAUGUCCUGGGUUUUCAUGUGUUAAAGCAGCUCCAUAAAGCACAAUACAGGCAGGUGCCAUUUUCUCUUCAAAGAGAAUUAACAUUAAAGUGGGAACACCACCUAAAUUAAGAAUUCAAGUCGGUUAGUUCCAUGGCCGAGGAAAGUUCAAUUAAUAUCAGUGAACUCAUGUUGAUAUUGGAGCUGCUCUCUCUCUCUCUCUCUCUCUCUCUCUCUCUCUCUCUCUCUCUCUCUCUCUCUCUCUCUCUCUCUCUCUCUCUCUCUCUCUCUCUCUCUCUCUCUCUCUCUCUCUCUCUCUCUCUCUCUCUCUCUCUCUCUCAAGCCAGAAACCAGAGAAGUACUGCUGCGUUGAGCUCGGAGGUUUCCUCAGUGUAAAGUCCAGCUUCUGACCGGGACAGACUGGUGUUUCUUUUGUAAGUGUUCACACUGUCAGCAGUGCAGACGCCACAUUUUUGGGGGUAAUUGUAUUAUUUUUAAUUAAUUACGAGUAGGAACUCACACUUGUGAUAUCAUCAAGUAUAAAGUGUGGAGCUGCUCCACAGACGAUGCACAGAGACCCACUGAAUGUUUGUUUUCUUUUUUGUACCCAAAUGAUCUUUAUUCUAUUGCAGUGUUGUCAGUUGUGAAUCAGAACAUGUAGCAUACACUCACAACAUUCCCCUGGCUGCUCUGUCGUCUAUAACUCACAAGUCUAUGGAGCACUUCCACACUUUAUACUUGAUGACAUCACACAUUUGAGUGUUCUUCUAGUUUUUGGAGAGUUGUUCAUGUACACUGUAUUUUGGACUGCCUUUUAUUCUAGGAACAAGUAUGUAUUUGCAAAAUGGGCGUAGUUCCCCUUUAAAGCAAAGGACUGUAAGAAAUAUACAAAUAAAAUCGGGACUUCGGCAUGCAACAUCCACGUCUACAUCGUCGGUGCGAGGGUCCAGCUGCUCUCGUCUCUCUUCAUCCACCUCUGCUCCUUUUCAUCCUCAUAAUUCACAGAAUCAUGUACAUCUCCAAACAUUUAUGGAUUUCUCUUUCAAAACUGAUUGUUACCUUUGGAAAAAUGAUUUCACCCAAUAAAAAAAACAACUGCA